Molecule: messenger RNA, 3315 nt
Organism: Jatropha curcas
Lineage: Eukaryota; Viridiplantae; Streptophyta; Magnoliopsida; Malpighiales; Euphorbiaceae
Gene: LON2
Product: lon protease 2
Biological process (GO): protein catabolic process; protein quality control for misfolded or incompletely synthesized proteins
Molecular function (GO): serine-type endopeptidase activity; ATP binding; ATP-dependent peptidase activity
Source: RefSeq, a predicted model, not a curated record
GUUGGAGAAAGUAAUAAAUUCAUAAUACGAACAAAAACCAAAACCAAACAACACUUAAUGGUGUGUUCUUUUUUAUUAUUUUUAAAUCAUAUAUAUAAUUCCUAAGUAUACAAUCGACAGUAUCUCUCUGUGUGUUUCUCUCUGGUUGAAAAGUAUUCCUGGUUUGGAGUUGCAAAGCUAUGGCGGAAUCGGUUGAGCUACCUAGUCGAUUAGCGAUCCUUCCUUUUAGAAACAAAGUGCUUUUACCUGGCGCUAUCAUUCGAAUUCGUUGCACUUCCCCUAGCAGUGUGAAAUUGGUGGAGCAAGAGCUAUGGCAGAGAGAGGAGAAGGGUUUGAUAGGCAUUUUGCCUGUUCGUGAUGCAGCGGCAGAGGAGACUACUGCUUCAGUGGGUCCCACGUUAUCUCAAGGUGUUGGGAGUGAUUCUGGGGAGAGAAGCUCCAAAAUUCAAGUUGGUAACGCUGAAAAUCUCAAACUUGAUGGCAAAAAUCAGCAGGAAGUUAUUCGCUGGCAUAACAGGGGAGUGGCGGCUCGGGCGUUACAUCUGUCCAGAGGUGUGGAGAAACCUAGUGGGAGAGUGACAUAUAUAGUUGUUCUUGAAGGUUUGUGCAGAUUCAGUGUCCAAGAGCUUAGCAAAAGAGGGAUGUAUUACACUGCACGGAUAUCUUCUCUUGAGAUGACAAAGGCUGAGAUGGAACAAGUGGAGCAAGAUCCUGAUUUUGUAUCAUUGUCUCGCCAGUUCAAAGCAACCGCCGUGGAACUCAUUUCUGUUCUUGAGCAGAAGCAAAAAACUGGUGGAAGGACAAAGGUUCUUUUGGAAACAGUUCCUGUUCACAAAUUGGCAGAUAUUUUUGUUGCUAGCUUUGAGAUGAGUUUUGAAGAGCAACUAUCCAUGCUAGAUUCAGUUGAUCUGAAAGUCAGGCUUUCCAAAGCUACUGAGCUAGUUGACAGGCAUUUACAGUCAAUACGUGUAGCAGAGAAGAUUUCGCAAAAGGUUGAGGGGCAGCUAUCAAAAUCACAGAAAGAGUUUCUUCUGCGUCAGCAGAUGAGAGCUAUAAAAGAGGAGCUUGGUGACAACGAUGAUGAUGAAGAUGAUGUAGCAGUAUUAGAAAGAAAGAUGCAAGGUGCAGGAAUGCCUUCAAAUAUCUGGAAGCAUGCCCAGAGGGAGUUAAGGAGGCUUAAGAAAAUGCAACCUCAGCAACCUGGGUAUAAUAGUUCACGUGUUUACUUGGAGCUGCUUGCUGAUCUUCCUUGGCAAAAGGCAAGUGAGGAACAUGAUUUGGACCUAAAAGCUGCAAAAGAACGUCUUGACAGUGAUCAUUAUGGUCUAGUCAAGGUCAAGCAACGGAUCAUCGAAUAUCUAGCUGUUCGCAAGCUUAAACCAGAUGCCAGAGGCCCAGUCUUGUGCUUUGUUGGUCCUCCAGGUGUUGGGAAAACAUCGUUGGCAUCAUCUAUUGCUGGUGCCCUUGGCAGAAAAUUUAUUCGCAUAUCCCUUGGUGGCGUUAAGGAUGAAGCAGAUAUUAGAGGGCAUAGGAGAACAUACAUAGGAAGCAUGCCAGGGCGCCUGAUUGAUGGUUUAAAGAGAGUAGGUGUUUGCAAUCCUGUCAUGCUAUUGGACGAGAUUGACAAGACAGGUUCUGAUGUGCGGGGGGAUCCAGCUUCAGCUCUGCUGGAGGUUCUUGAUCCUGAACAGAACAAGACAUUCAAUGAUCACUAUUUGAACGUUCCCUUUGACCUUUCCAAAGUGAUUUUCGUGGCAACUGCAAAUAGGGCACAGCCUAUUCCUCCUCCACUCUUGGACAGGAUGGAAGUAAUUGAGCUCCCUGGAUAUACACCUGAAGAAAAGCUCAGAAUAGCUAUGCGGCAUUUGAUUCCACGGGUUUUGGAUCAGCAUGGGUUGAGUUCUGAGUUCCUUCAAAUUCCAGAGUCUAUGGUGAAACUAGUCAUUCAGAGGUACACUAGGGAGGCUGGUGUCCGGAAUCUGGAGAGGAACUUAGCUGCUUUGGCUCGUGCUGCAGCUGUAAGAGUUGCAGAGCAAGAACAAGAACAUGAACAAGCUCUCCCAUUGAGCAAAGAUAUGCACCGUCUUCCUUCACCAUUAUUGGAGAAUAGACUUGCUGAUGGAGCUGAAGUGGAAAUGGAAGUCAUUCCAAUGAAUGAUAGCAAUCAUGAGAUAUCUCACUCAUUCAGGGUUGCCUCACCUUUAGUUGUGGAUGAAAAUAUGCUGGAGAAAGUACUAGGGCCUCCUAAAUUUGAUGAUAGAGAAGCUGCAGAGCGUGUGGCAAAUCCUGGUAUAUCGGUUGGGCUUGUUUGGACCUCAUUUGGUGGAGAGGUUCAGUUUGUGGAGGCUACAUCAAUGGCAGGGAAGGGGGAAUUACAUCUCACUGGGCAACUUGGUGAUGUUAUUAAAGAAUCAGCACAAAUAGCACUGACAUGGGUACGAGCCAGAGCAACAGAUCUUAAGUUGGCAGCUGCUCAGGAAAUAAAUCUUCUUGAUGGCAAGGAUAUUCAUAUACAUUUCCCUGCUGGGGCUGUACCCAAGGAUGGACCCUCAGCUGGAGUGACACUAGUAACGGCUCUAGUUUCACUGUUCAGUCAGAAAAGAGUAAGAGCAGAUACAGCAAUGACUGGAGAGAUGACUUUGAGGGGUCUUGUACUUCCUGUUGGUGGUAUUAAGGAUAAGAUAUUGGCAGCACAUCGUUAUGGUAUCAAGAGAGUAAUACUACCAGAUAGAAAUUUGAAGGACUUAGUUGAAGUACCAAAAGCUGUGCUUGGCAAUCUUGAGAUCAUACUAGCCAAGCGAAUGGAAGAUGUGUUGGAGCAGGCAUUUGAAGGUGGUUGCCCAUGGAGGCAACACUCAAAGUUAUGACACUAUACACUAGGUGGGGAUGUUUAUUGAAUAUCUUAUGGUGGGGUUAUUCAGCUUGGCAUUGUAUCCAUCCGGCAGAUGGAUUGCCCUUCAUUCCUGCUGCCUCCGGCAACUGGAAAUCAAAACCGUUACAUAGAAAGAGAGCUCGAUUAGUGCAAGGGAAACUAACCAAAUAUCCGUCCUUAAAAAUGAAAAAGAAAAAUAUUCAAUGGGAGCUUUCCCUGACGCCUCGGCCACCGUGUUCUUCCCCUUCCCAUAUCUGGCUGUAUUUAUAGUGGGUGAACCACUCCUUUCCCUCUGUUUAACUUUCUUCUCCCCUCUGUUGUAUAAUCACAGAUCAAUUCUUAUAUUGUGUAUAAUUUAUUAUUUAAUCCUGCAAGCCAAUGCUUGCAAUCUGAUUUCUGUUGAAGUUACUUUAAAUUGUUUAUAGCAUUUGAUUUGGAACGAA